Molecule: messenger RNA, 390 nt
Organism: Paramecium octaurelia
Lineage: Eukaryota; Ciliophora; Oligohymenophorea; Peniculida; Parameciidae
Source: the annotation of a GenBank genome assembly
GAAUGUAAGGAAAUGUGAAUUCUUAUUCGAGAAAAAUGGAUGAAUUAACAGAAAAUCCAUAGAUUUACACCAAUUUAGAGAUGAUAAAAUCUUCAAUCUGGAUUGGUCUAUAUGGAGAGAACUUUAAGAAGGUUGGGAAGUGGUUUGCUACUUGGAAAGGUAAAAUCUAGUUAGGAUAGGAGGGGACUAUUCAUUUGAUGGAAAAAAAUAAGGUUUAUGGAAAGAAUUUAUAAUCAAUUAUUGGGAGUAAUCAAUAAAUUAUACUUUCAUAAGUGAGGCAGAAGUUUAUGAGGGAGGAGCAUAUCUGAAUGAUUCUAAAUAAGGAAUUUGGAAAUUUAGUGAUUCUUCUAAAGUGAUGUAUUCAAUUAUAGCUACAAUUUAGUGCACAGG